Olea europaea var. sylvestris is the source of this 1631-nucleotide messenger RNA. Its product is annotated as protein ALP1-like. The transcript is spliced from 3 exons. Gene Ontology annotation, molecular function: sequence-specific DNA binding. Bases 260 to 1432 code for a protein of 390 amino acids. Lineage: Eukaryota; Viridiplantae; Streptophyta; Magnoliopsida; Lamiales; Oleaceae. The record is from RefSeq and is a predicted model, not a curated record.
UCCGUGCCUGUUACUUUUCUUGCUACAUUUGUCUUAAACAAAACAAAACCCAAACUAUUUCUGAGUUCAGAUUUCUUGUAACUUGCCCGCAAAGCCUCUGUACUAUGCUCCUAUUUUUAUAUCUUAUUCAAUUUGCAUGCUACAAAUCACCAAAAGAGGCGCACACAAACACCAUUGGCACACUGUAGCUAAUCACCUAUACACAUAUCUUUAGUGGGGUUUCUGGGUUAAAAAUUCGAUUGGGUUUUUUUCUGCACUGAUGGCACCGUUGAGAGGAAAUAAAAAGAAAAGGAAAGUCGAGAAGAAGGAUGAAGAAAAUUCUUUGGUUUCUGGGUCUUCUGAAGAGGGCUCUGUUAAUUGGUGGAAUGAUCUAUCAAAGAAAAUUGCUGGUGAACCAUCUCAGUUAAAGGGAUUGGACAAGUUCGAAUCCACUUUCAAAAUGUCGAGAAACACGUUCGACUACAUAUGUUCCCUAGUGAAAGAUCACAUGAUGGUCAAAACACAUUUUUCUUUUUCAAAUGGAAAGCCAUUGUCAUUACAUGACCAGGUAGCUUUAGCUUUGAGAAGGCUAUCUUCGGGAAAUUCAUUAAUCUCAGUCGGUGAGUCAUUUGGGGUGCACCAUUCAACCGUCUCUCAAGUGACCUGGCGUUUUAUCGAGGCCAUUGAAGAAAACGGACUUCACCACCUCCGCUGGCCUUCCACUGAACGUGAGAUAACUGAGAUUCAGAACAAGUUUGAAAAAAUUCGAGGCCUUCCAAAUUGUUGUGGCGUGAUUGAUACCACACACAUAAAAAUGAUGUUAACAUCGUCUGAUCAAGGAGCCGAAAUGUGGCUUGAUCGCAAGGAGAAUCACAGUAUGAUCCUGCAGGUGAUUGUGGAUUCUGAUUUGAGGUUCCGGGACAUAGUCACUGGAUGGCCGGGAAAGAUGAACGAAUACUCGGUUCUCCAGAGUUCCAGUUUCUUCAAACUAUGUCAGGAAGGAGAGAGAUUGAACGGGAAGAAAAUAACUUUGUCAGAACUAACAGAAGUUGGGGAAUAUAUAAUAGGUGAUACAGGAUUUCCAUUGCUGCCUUGGCUCUUGACUCCUUACCAAGGUAAAGAACUUUCAGAAUCCAAAGUCGAGUUCAAUAAGAGGCUCUCCACGACUCACACUGUUGCAAAGAGGGCAUUGGCAAGGCUGAAGGAAGGAUGGAAAAUGAUUCAAGGAGAUAUGUGGAGACCUGACAAGCACAAGUUACCAAGGUUUAUUUUCGUAUGCUGCAUUCUCCACAAUAUUGUUAUAGACAUGGAAGAUGAGGUUUCAGACGAAGUGCCUUCAUCUCACCACCACGAUCCAGGAUAUAGGAACGAGGUUUGUGAAUUCGUCGACGAGUCUGCUUCGAGUUUUAGGGACAAGCUAUGUUUGCAUUUAUCUGGGAGUCUGCAUUCCUAAGUCAAUCUUACCUGUGAUGGAGUUACUUCCUGGCUUCUACUGAAAGUACAGUUAAAUAAAAUAGGAGAAUCCAAGGAGAAAAAGAAAGUGAUUUUUAAUUUUCAUUCAGGAAUUCACCUUUUUUUUUUUUAAAAAAAAAAUUAAGUUUCAGAAUGUUAAAUACUUGAUUUUGCAAUUGCUACAGAGAUCUUGGAGACUA